Molecule: messenger RNA, 1311 nt
Organism: Solanum dulcamara
Lineage: Eukaryota; Viridiplantae; Streptophyta; Magnoliopsida; Solanales; Solanaceae
Product: LRR receptor-like serine/threonine-protein kinase EFR
Exons: 2
Coding region: 1-1311 (436 amino acids)
Molecular function (GO): protein binding
Source: RefSeq, a predicted model, not a curated record
AUGGAGAAACACAUUUUCUUAUUGAUACUUGUCUUCCUAGUUCAAUUUCACUCUAGUUACUCAAAUGAGACUGACCAACAAUCUCUGUUAGCUUUUCAAAAUCUUAUCACAAAUGAUCCUAGUCAUUUUUUGGCCAAUAAUUGGACCAAAAAUACUUCAUUUUGCUCUUGGUUUGGUGUCACUUGCAGUCCAAAAAGGCAAAGGGUAGUAGCCUUAACUCUUCCUAAUUUGCAACUUCAAGGCACAAUUUCGCCGUAUUUGGCGAAUUUGUCCUUUCUCAUAGAGCUAAAUCUCGAGAACAACAACUUCCAUGGUGACAUCCCUUAUGGCAUUGGCCAAUUGCCUCGUUUGCGAGUGAUUGAUAUUCAGAACAAUCAGCUCCAAGGAAGUAUACCGAUAAGUCUAUUCCAAAAUAGGAGAGUUCAAAUCAUUUCAUUAGCUUUCAAUAAACUCAGUGGUGAAAUGUGGAAAGGUACAUGGUAUGUACCAGAACUCAGAGUCUUAAAUCUCAGGAAUAAUACACUAAUAGGUAUAAUCCCUCCUUCUAUUGGAAAUGCCACAAAAUUGAUGAACAUCAGUCUGAAUGGUAAUAGAAUCAACGGUAACAUACCAAAGGAGAUCGGUAAUCUAAGCCAACUUGUUGAGUUGUCCUUGUCGCGUAAUCAAUUAACAGGUUCUAUUCCCUCAACAUUGUUUAAUGUCUCCUCCCUUCUCGUCGUGUCUCUGGCAUUCAAUAGCCUUUCUGGUCCUCUCUUGCUUGAUGAUCAACGUAAUAUUCUUUCAUCGAAUCUUGAGCAUUUAGGUGUAUCAUACAAUCAAAUCUCUGGACACAUUCCUUCCAACAUCUGCCAACUCAAUGCUCUCAAAGUUUUGUCCAUAUCUUUCAACAACAUAACUGGAGAAAUACCGAGAAAUAUUGAUUGUUUAGCCAAGCUCGAAGAGUUUUAUACUGGUUAUAAUCUAAUAAAUGGGACAAUUCCUACUUCAUUAGGCAAUAUUUCCACUCUGCAAAAACUUCAUUGUGGAAACAAUCGUAUGGUAGGGGAACUUCCUCCGGAAUUAGGGAAGCUAUCAAAUUUAAACCAAAUCGAUUUCAAAGAAAAUUAUAAUCUUAUAGGUGAAAUUCCAAAUGCUAUUUUCAACAUAUCUUCUUUGGAAUUCAUUGAUCUCAGUUUCAACUCUCUCUCUGGUAGAAUUUCAAAUCUUCUUCAUCUUCCAAACCUUAUACAACUUCUCUUGUCAAACAAUAAGCUCGAAGGUGAAAUUCCUCGGAAAUCUUCGCGAGCUGCAAGAACUGUUCCUACAUCAUAA